Molecule: messenger RNA, 705 nt
Organism: Cetraspora pellucida
Lineage: Eukaryota; Fungi; Glomeromycota; Glomeromycetes; Diversisporales; Gigasporaceae
Source: the annotation of a GenBank genome assembly
AUGUUCACCACCGAUAGAAGUCGUGACUUUGGUAACUGGUGUGUAAUGCUUGGCCGUGGCAUCUUGGCCCUUAUUGAUAUAAACUAUCGUUCUUCAAAGUUAUCUGCACCAAAGAAAAGAUACACUCCGAAAAUGCCAAGUUUAAAAAAAUCCGGCGUAUCUUUACUCGAUUUAUCAAAUCGUCUUGUCAAUAAAUUCUCUGGACCUCCUUCAAUUUCAGAGGUUUAUAAAGGUUCAAAGGACAUGACUAAAGAUUGUUAUCGUCCACAAAUUCCAUCCGCACUUAAUCCAAACAGACAAUCUGAACGAAAAAAUGUAAACAGUUUUCCAAGUAAAAGACAUUAUUAUUCAGCUUCAACAAAACAAAAACGUAGUAUGUCCGUUAAGUUGAUAAAUUCUACUGCCGCCAAUCGCGUCAUUAUUAAACAAAAAACAAAGUUUCCCUCAUUAACAAUAAACCGAACUGAAAAUCGAACCAAUGAAAUAAUGGAUUCUUCUGAAUGUAUUGCCAUUAAAAACUUCCCUUCAAUUGUUUCAAUUGAUGAAGUAAAUGAUAAAAAUGUGAAACUUUAUGAAGAUCGACCAACAAUUCAUCAACCAAAACGUCGUCUUAAUAACAACAAAUCUCCAUCUGCAUCUUUACUAUUGGCUAGAAGAUAUUUAUGUAAAAUGUUGAACGUUAAAAACAACAAAAAUACCAUAUGA